AUGACCAGGGUAGUACCUGGCCCACUGCGACAGUCACAAUCCACCACCAUGCUGACCACCGUGUGCCUGCUGCUCAGCUUUGCUCUGCUGAUGGUGGGCUUCCACGAACCUGUCAGCUGUCCCCAGGACCAGCACUGUCAGCGGGCACUACUCUCAGGCAAUGAUGUCCUCCUUGAGUGCAAUUUCUCUGUGGCACAAUGGCACUACCUCAGGGAAGGCAGUGCUGACUGGAAUGCCAACCUCUCUAGUGUUUCCAAUAUAAAAGUACUGCCCGAGGGUCACCUUGCCAUCAGCAACCCAAAGCCAUCUCAGUCAGGCCUCUACCACUGCUGGAACGCCAAUGGCACCCAGAUGGUCCAGUAUGAGGUUGAUUUCCAGGAUGCCACCAUGCUGUAUGUCACGCACAAGGGCCUGGGUCAGAAGCCCCUAGAGAACCAGACACUGUCCCAGAGUAGCAGGGAGCUCAUCUUUACCCGGUGGGAAGCCUGGCAGGGCUGCAACCGCUGUGGGGAGCCCGGGGAACGCAAACGCCUGGGCUACUGCUACAUCAAGAGGCCCCUGGAGGACCCCGUGCCCUGCGGGCUCUACCUGGGGGAGAUGAAGGACUGGUUCAGCCGCUUACAGCCUGAGCUGCAGGUGGAAGCCUGCCAUGUGCAGUGUGGAGAUUACCGUCCAUCCAGAGUGCACUAUGUCUCCUUUGACAACUUCAGGCUCAUGGAGGAGUCAGAAUCUCUGUGGCUCACCUGCCCCGUAGCUUCCAUCUACAGGCCUGUCAACUGGGAAGCCAACAGCAUCCCUCUGACUUGGCACGACCAGCUCUCUGGCCAGGACUUCAGCUACUUCCUGGACCAGUCCACCGGUGGCAAGCAGCUGAAGAUUUUCUGGCAGGCCACUUACAAGUGCUUUGUGGAGCAGGAGCUCAUGGUGCAAUUCAACCCCGAGGCCCGUCCAGAAAUGCUGGAGGCUCAGAGGAUGGCGAUGCUGGAAGCUCAGGGGGCAGGAGAGGUCACUGCCCGGUCCGGGAAAGCAGACUCCGUUCUCAAACAGUUGAUGCUGAUGUUGCUGGUGGUCACCACGCUGGCCCUUGUGGGGCUGCUGUUCAAAGUCCUCUGCCCUGCCCAGGGCAAAAGAAGCAACCAGAUUCUGCUGGUAAAAUAA
This is a messenger RNA of Castor canadensis (American beaver), 1158 nucleotides long. Lineage: Eukaryota; Metazoa; Chordata; Mammalia; Rodentia; Castoridae. The record is from RefSeq and is a predicted model, not a curated record.